AUGGCUGGGAGGGGAGUGGGGGGUGGUUGGCGCGGUGGGAAGGUCGCACGUCUCCUGCUGCUGCGCUUUGUGCUGCUAUUUGAGGUGGUGGUGGUCCUUUUCCGUGCGCAGGACGAGGUUGUGGCAGCCACGGCGGGUGUCGAGGUUGACGCAAAGCAGCCCACCGACGGUGAUCGCGCGCGCGUCGCCGAUCCCCGCACCUGGCAGGCCACGCCCUUACUGUCGACUUUGGAUGGUGUACAAGCUGCUGCGGCUGUAGACAUAGAUCUGGAUGGUGACCCAGAUGUUGUGGCUGUUAGCAAGGCCAACAAUCGGGUCGCAUGGUUUCGAAACGACGGGCAUGCGCGAUUUUCCGAGCCCAUUAUUAUCGGCGAAGCGGCACGUAGCGUACGUGCCGUGGCUGUGGCUGACCUGAAUGGUGAUGCUUGGCCAGACAUUGCAGUCGCCUGCUUUUCGAGCAACAGCAUUCUCUGGUAUGCCGCCCACGGCCUGGGCCGCUUUGCUGAGGCUCGUGUAGCUGUGGCAAACUUGGGUGGUCUGAUUGACGUGGUCGCGGGCGAUCUUGACCACGACGGCCAUACGGAUCUGGUUGGAGCUUCGUUCUACAACGACACCAUCUUUUGGCUCCGCAAUGACGGAUCCGGUGCUUUUGGCAAUCCCAUCGUUCUAUCAGACACUGCCGAUGGAGCCAUGGCAGUGCACCUGGCCGACCUGAACGGUGAUGGUGCGCUGGACGUUAUCGCGGCCAGUACCAACAACAAUGCCGUGGUCUGGUUCCAAAACCAGGGCCACGCGCAAUUUUCCAGCGCUCGAACAAUUGACAACGAGGCGACCCUCGUGGAGGGUGUUGCCGCUGCGGAUCUGAAUGGUGACGGUGCCCUUGACAUCGUCAGCGCACAUCAAGGCAGUGGGACUGUCGCCUGGUACCAAAACCUGGGUGGCGGUGCCUUUGGUCCUGCACAGAUUGUAACACAGAGCUUGACAGGCGCCUCGAGUGUUGCGGCGGCCGACCUUGAUGCCGAUGGUCACGUUGAUCUUCUUGCAGCAAGCUACCAGAGCAACAGUAUCCAGCUUUUCUGGAACCAGGGUCAUGGCUCUUUCAACGCCACGCCUGCCGGCAUGAACGUCCUAUCCAAUACCAUCCGUGGGCCCCGCACCACCCUCCCCACGGACAUUGACCAGGAUGGACGCCUAGACGUACUCAUCAGCAGCAACUUCGAUGAUAUGGUGGCAUGGUAUCGCAAUCAAGCCACGCAAAACUUUUCUCAACCACAUGUCCUCAUCCAGCGCAAAUCUUUGGGACCUCGUAUGGCGCUUCCCGUGGAUGCAGAUGGCGACGGUGAUAUGGAUGUCUUGGUGCCCUGUCGCAUGGCCAAUGAACUGUUGUGGCUGGAAAACCGAGGGGCUGGCCACUUUGCAGGCCGGGUUGUAGUUGCCACUGAUUUUGACGAUGCCCAGGGCAUGGCGGUGGUUGAUGUCUGGGGCCAUGGUGACCCCAUUGUGGUCGGUAUCAGCCCGCUAGAGAGUACAGCGCGUUUCUUUCAGCUGCAGACAGGUGGUCGGGUGACGCCGCUCACAUCCAUCGCCGCUCUCAUGGACGCAUGGUAUGUAACCGCUGCAGACUUGAAUAACGAUGGCCGCGACGAUCUGUUGAUCGUGCUCAACAGCGCUGGUCGCGUGGUCUGGCUUCCCAACGGUGCCGACGGAGGGCUUUUGACGGCGUCGCCUUUGCCGGUGACCAACAACGCCUCGGGUGUUAGAAGUGCAUGUGCUGUGGACGUGGAUCAAGAUGGUUGGCUUGAUAUUGUCACUUCGAGCGGGGACGCGUUUGGUCUUGGUCCUGCCUGGUAUCGGAAUGAGGGGAAUGGCAGUUUUGCCGCUGCUCGCUUCUUGUCAGGUGGGACAACAGAAGCUGUCGCAUGGGUCACGGCCACUGACCUCAGCGGUGAUGGUUUACCUGACGUACUGAGUGCCAGCCCUACCGGCGCCGAGGUGGUAUGGUUUCGCAAUUACGGCAAUGGCUCUUUGGCUGCCGCCCAGAAAAUCGACAUCCUUGAUGGUGCUACGUGUGUGCAAGUGGCCGAUCUCGACGCAGACGGCUGGCCAGACGUUUUGGCUGCUGGGUUGCAUGCGGGCACUGUGCGCUGGUACCGCAACUUGGGCAACGCUACCUUUGGACCCGGUGUUUCCCUGGUUACGGAACUGUCUGGUGUACGCACAAUCUUUGCGGCCGAUAUCGAUGGUGAUGGAGAUCUUGAUCUGGUCAGCGCCAGAUAUGCGCACCAUGAGGUCACUUGGUACGCCAAUCCUCUGCUCAACUACACUGGGUCGGUUCAGGAAGAAAUUACGACGACGGGACCGGCAGUGAAAGCCGCGCCGUCCUCGAGCACUCCGGGUGCUGUGCUCGCGCCUCGUGCAAGCACGACCAGGCCUGCACUGGUGGGAGGCGUAGUGGGUGGCCUCGUAUCCCUGCUCUUGCUGCUUGGCGUUGUCCUGUGGCUUCGUGGGCAACGGCGGCAGCCUCGAACAUUAAGUUGGCGUCGUGGGACUGUCAAUCCAGCACUGAGCAGCAACGCCACGCUGCCCAUGUCCGCUGCAGAGCAGAUUGAGCUCUGUCUGCACCAAUUCCAGGCCCAGCUUGCUCGCUCCGCAGAUGCCACCACCCUUUCCGGACCUGCGAUGCCGUUGCCCCCCAUGACCUUGGUUAUGUUCUGGCCCGUUGCGCUAGUACUGGAGUACGCCGAUCAAGGCGACCUUCGCACGCAUGUCCGCCGUCGGGCCAGCCACCUGCAGCUGGAGGAUCAGCGAGCUUGGGUACAGCAGAUUGUCAGUGGGCUCGCGCAUGUUCAUGCCUGUGGCUUGGUACACCGGGAUCUGGCCUGCCGGAACGUACUGCUUUUUUCAACGCCCAACAGUGCCUGCCCCACAGCCAAGCUAGCGGAUUUUGGGCUGGGCAGUGUGUGUGCAGUGGGCAGGAGCGGCGGCGGCAGGGAGAUCAGGAAGAACAGGAACGGCAAUAGGAACGGCAACAGGAACGGCAACAAGAACGGCAACAGGGACGGCAACAAGAACAACUGGGAGGAUGAGGGACAAAACGCGUCGCCGGCCUUGUCGACGAGCAACGGUGACGUGAUUGUGGAGCUCAAGGCAGGCAAGGAGUUGUCCGAGACCCGAGCCGACGCUACAACUGAGCACCAGGCCGUCAAUGUGGGUCUUCAAGCCAUCAACCAGCAACUGGCCACGCUGAACGGAUCCACUCAGGCCUUGGGCAGCAGCGUCACGCACGUGAAUGAGCGCGUGGAUCAGGUCAACGCAAGCAGCCUGGUCUUGCAGAGUCAUCUGACCCAAGCCGGUGGACAGAUCACAUCCUUGGACGCACGCGUGAACAAUCUCAACUUGACCCUGAUGGAUGCAAGCGCACACCUUGCGAAUCUCUCUUUGGUUAAGGCGGACAAGGACACCGUGAUUGAAGCCAUUGCCCUGAGCUCCGACUCCGCCCGAGCCUACGCCGAUGAGGUUGCGGCAGAUGUGAGCGCCGAGGCAGCUGCCGCCCGUCUGGAUCUGCUCAACACCAGCGUGUACACUUCCUUAAACUCGCGCUUGUUGCAGUUGGAAGAUACAUUUGUAACCGAGGAGGACCUGGCUGAGGAUCUCGACCAGGUCUUGAUGGAAGUAGGCGAGACUCUUGAUCGCAAUCUCGAGUACGUCUAUGGCAAUCUCUCCCUCAUCAAUGCCACGUACGGUGGCUCGACCUUCCACGCCAAUGCCGACAACAUCCUCAACUGCUUCUCGCAAGGCUCCGUCUACGAUGCUGACCUUGGCCGUUGCGUACCCACGUUUCUGCAUCGUGGCUGUGUGGCUGAUGGUCCUUUGGUUGCCAAUGCUGCACCUGUCACGUGCGCCAACACGGCUUUUGGUGACACAUGCACUAUGAGCUGUGCAUCUGGCUUCGAAGCCGCCAAUACCGCUGAGUUUGAGUGUAACGAACUGGCUCAAUGGGUUCCAACUUCGGGUAGCCCCUUGACCUGUACUGACAUUAACGAGUGUGACACCGCGGGCACUUGCCCGCCCUCCUCAACCUGUGCCAAUCUGCCGGGCACGUUUGAAUGCCAGUGUGACGGGUUUACCAUUGCUCCUACCGAAAAGGGCUGCUAUGGUUUGUAUGUUGAAUUUUUGUCCACGCCAGAGAAGCUGCUCUUUGACUUUACUUCCCAGUGCCAAAAGAUUGAGAAGACCGUUUCUGACAACAUCCCCACCAACGCCGUUGCGGUGCUGGCAUCGUUGACUACCUUCAAUUCGCAACGCAACGACCACGUGGUGUACUCCCUCGGGCGCGACAACAGUGUCACUUGCUACUUUCACCACAACCAGGUCUACGAGGCCAACACGUACUUUAACGAUGUCUUGCAAACGCAGAACGGCGAUGCCGGAGGUGCGCAAUACUUUGGAGCCAACACUGGAACAGCCAUUAUUCCGCUCAACGGCCGAACGGUCAAGGGCCUUAUUGAUGGAGUGACGCAGGGAACCAACUACAUGACGGUGUACAUCUAUGGCUAUCUGACCGGCGCUGGGCGCUCAACCAUCCUGGACGUGGACAAGGUCAACAACGUCCUCAGCAGCUCGACAUCGGGCUUUGACCGCUAUAGCAUGAAGCCGAUCAAUCUCCCAGCCACGGGUGUGACGGGCUUGCUGACCACCACCACCACCUACGUCACCACUCUGGGGGAUCACUACAAUGUGGUCCUGGGCCGUGACUCCAAUGUGCCCCAGAAUUACAAUGAGGCGCCCUACACUUCUACAAACAACUACUGGGGUGACAGUACCAUCACCAGUGAGGGCGAUCAAUCCGAGGCCAAAAACUACUACGGCACUAGCUCCUUCCUGAUGACGGCAAGCUCGGACGACGGUACGGUCCAGGUCAACAAUGGCAUGGGCUUUAACGGCGCAGGCACCAUGUACCUGACCAUGGCAGUGUUUGGCUACAUUCCGGCCGAGCAAUUCACCAACUUCCGCUGGGUCGACGUGUCGGCGUCCCGACCCAUCAAGUUUGACAUCAAAGGGCGCACCAUUCAGACUGAUAUCCUGCCGCCCACAGCUACCGGUGUUCCAACGAGUGCCAAGGGUUUGAUUGUUUCUGCCUACACCUACGAGCCUCGAGGCAGCUCGGAUCAUGUCGUGCAUACCUUUGGACGUAAUGCUAACCACGGCAGUGCAUGGGAUAACAAUAUCCAUGACAACAACGAUUACUACAAUGACGUGCAGAUUUCUCACGAUGGUGAAAACGCAGCUGACUACUACUAUGGCCACUGGCAUGGCACGCAUAUCAUUCCCCUCAAGGGAAAUGGCGCCUUUGAUGCCGUACUCUGUGAUGGCGAGUCAACCCCAACUGUUUCACACUACGUGGUGCUUCAAGUUGUGGGCUACAUUGCGGCUUGA
This is a messenger RNA of Monosiga brevicollis MX1, 5436 nucleotides long. RefSeq lists its product as uncharacterized. The coding region runs from base 1 to 5436 and encodes 1811 amino acids. The transcript is spliced from 15 exons. Gene Ontology annotation, molecular function: ATP binding; protein kinase activity; calcium ion binding. Lineage: Eukaryota; Choanoflagellata; Craspedida; Salpingoecidae. The record is from RefSeq and is a predicted model, not a curated record. Gene Ontology annotation, biological process: protein phosphorylation.